This is a messenger RNA of Dendronephthya gigantea, 3046 nucleotides long. RefSeq names its product potassium voltage-gated channel subfamily H member 6-like. Lineage: Eukaryota; Metazoa; Cnidaria; Anthozoa; Malacalcyonacea; Nephtheidae. Gene Ontology annotation, biological process: membrane repolarization during action potential; potassium ion transmembrane transport. The coding region runs from base 132 to 2411 and encodes 759 amino acids. The record is from RefSeq and is a predicted model, not a curated record. Gene Ontology annotation, molecular function: inward rectifier potassium channel activity. The transcript is spliced from 8 exons. Gene Ontology annotation, cellular component: membrane.
UGUAAAGGUAAACAACGAUUAUAUUUGUGAUGAAUAUAAAUGCACACAACGUCGUAGUCGUCCCAGAGACAUCUGAUAAGAGCAGAUAAUCCCACUUUAAAACAUUUGACUCACCGAUCACCUAAUCUCAGAUGAUGAAACAAAGAAAAGCCAGCGAUGAGGCGGACUCUUCUACUUCGCUGUACUUGCCAGAUCAAAUGCAUAAAACAGAAAAGAUCCCAAGAAAACUAAAAGCUUGGCGUCACAAACAAAAUCGACUGUGUGGCGAACAAUACGUUGAUCACAAGACGGAAAUGAAAGGAAUUAUAUUUCAUUACGGAUUGUUUAAGAUCGUAUGGGAUUGGUUCGUCCUUCUUCUUGUACUUUAUACAGCUAUUGAGGUGCCUUUUCUGAUCGCCUUUAUUGUACAGAAUGAAAAUAGCGAGGAGUCUUCAAAUUUGUCAAGUUAUUUGUCAAGUGGUAAAGCUACAGCAACUUUAGUUGUGGUUGAUCUGUGUGUGGAUUUAUUCUUCUUCUGUGAUAUUGUUGUGAAUUUUCGUACAACAUACAUUGGAAAAAACGACGCUUUGGUAACGGAUCCGAAGAAGAUUGCUUUACGUUAUUUGAGAACGUAUUUUAUUGUUGAUUUUGUCGCCGCUAUACCCUGGGAUAUCAUUGCUGUGCCAGCCCAUGAGAGUACAACUUCACUGAGCCUCCUUAAAACAGUUCGUCUUCUCCGUUUGUUCCAAGCCGCGAGAAGAUUGGAUCAAAAUUACGAGAAAAGCGUUUCGUUGUUGUUCCUUAUGGUGUUUGCGUUCUCGCUGGUCGCUCAUUGGUUGGCUUGUAUUUGGUACACUAUCGGUUACAGUGAAAACAAGAGAUCAAUCCCAAACUCAUGGCUGACAGAGCUUGCAAUUAACAACGAAGAACCGUUUAAUAAAACGGCAGGUUUAUAUGGGCCAUCAUUGAGAGCACGCUAUCUCACCUCGCUUUAUUUCACACUAACAUGUUUAACAAGUGUUGGAUUUGGAAACGUGUCGGCAAACACCGAUUUUGAGAAACUUUUUACCAUUCUCAGUAUGUUGAUUGGAGCGUUGCUGUUUGCUGCUGUAUUUGGUAAUGUUUCAGCGAUAAUUUAUGGUCAUUAUUCUGGAACAUUCAAGUUCAGAGAACGAAUGCAAUCUGUCAAAUACUUUCUUGGAUUUCAUAAAAUCAAAGGUCCUCUAGCACGUAAAGUGAAAGAUUAUGCUCGACACAUGUGGACACAGACGAAAGGAAUUUCAACAAUGAAGGUAAUGAAACAGUUUCCGAAAAAUCUUCAAGAGGAAAUCAGUUGUUAUCUGCAUUUCAAUGUAAUCAAGAAUUGCCCAUUGUUUGAAAGUGCAGAGGAAAGUUUCUUAUGGAGUUUAGCCACACGAAUGAUUCGGCUUCAUCAUCUUCCUAAUAACAUCAUCAUAAGACAAGGUUCGAUUGUAGAAUCUAUUUAUUUCAUCAACCGAGGGAGACUGGACGUUUGUCGAAACGAAAUCGUGGUUGGGACUCUUGGUGAAGGUGACGCUUUCGGUAAUUUGAAUUUAACACCAAACAGUGGAGUACAUAAAUCAGCUGUGAUGUUGCGUUGUUCUUGUUGCGUUGAUAUCCAUAUUUUGAAUGUCAGCGAUCUCAAAGAAGUGUUACGAAUUUUCCCCAAAUUUAGCAAGAAUCUAAGGCAGAAAACGAGUACAAUUAUGAAAAAGACAGUUCUCACCAGCCAGAUCCUAAGUUCAUGGGAUGCGAUGGAACUUGAGGAUACGUGUUCUGAACACCAAAGCUUACAUCUCUUUACCACGUGGCUUGGAAGACAAAGGGUAAAACGAAACUGUGGCGCGCAUGGGCACGAAAGCCAGUUUUCCAAAAAAAAGAGCAAGAAAGGAGGAAUAAAUGAAACAUUAGUCACACUUCCGUUGUGUGUUCUAAAUUCAACCUGCAGCUCUAGUGAUGAUGUUCAAAAACGCUGGAGGUUUGCUAACAUCAUUGAAAGCAGUAAAGGGGAACAAAUCAAUGGUUUAUUACUUGGAAAUCCGAAUAAUGGAAAAAUAGAUGAGAACCAUUCCGACGAUGCCUUUACAGACGUCAGUGAACAACGUAACUCGGCGAACGAACAAAGUGAGUCUCUUUGUCAUCACAGAAGAUGUCGAAAUACUUCACAUAAGCGCCAGUGUGAUGACGAAAUUGCAAAAAACAGAGAUUCAGGAGAAUCAAUAACGGACAGUUUGCGUCAUUCUCGAUGUUGCGAUCUUAAUGAAAUACCAUCCGAUGACGAUAAUGAAAAUGGUCACACAAAACUUGAAACAACCAUUCAUGAUAUGAACGAAAAGUUACAAAUUCUUGAGAAAAAAAUGGAUGCAAUACUUGCUUUUGUAGAACAACAAAACACCUCGACGAACUGUUAAAAAGGUUACAUAGUAUACGAACCGACAAUCAUGCAAGACUGGUACCGAGUACAGAAAUCAUCCGCAUGCAUUAUACACGAGAAAAUCUCCGAGACAGAUAAAGUGAUGUCGAUAAAUAUCGAGACAAAUUCAAAUUUAAACAGCAAGAAUAGGAUUAGAUAAACAUAGCUAGAUGGCCUAGCUGGAUAGCAUUGGUAUAAUUUUGGUUCUAGUUUAUUUCAUAAGCAACACAGUUGCAGAGAAAGUUCACACAGGUCAGGGUUUUUAAGACGUUUUUCAGAAAAUUCAUGAAAACGCUGAGACAAAACGCAGCCGUAAAUUUUUUUAAUCCAUGGCCGCUUACCCGAACAUUUCCGAAAAUUAAUUCUGUGGACUUCUAAGUUUCUUGUUUGCAAAUUCAAGAGUUUUCAGGGGGGGAUAACUUCUGCUUUUUAACAUGCAACCUCGUAUAAUCGAGUUCAAUUACUCGCACAUGCGCAUACAUGCAUGAUGAUAAAAACAAUGAGAACGAUAACACGUGACACUCAGCUUAGUCGUAUUGUAACAGUAUUGGUUAGUCUAGCUUUUGCAUCAAACAUAUAUAUUAAUAUUUAUUACAGAUGGGUUCCAUUUGUAUAUAUAUACUGUAUAUACAU